Prinia subflava (tawny-flanked prinia) is the source of this 1976-nucleotide messenger RNA. RefSeq lists its product as uncharacterized. The record is from RefSeq and is a predicted model, not a curated record. The coding region runs from base 154 to 846 and encodes 230 amino acids. Lineage: Eukaryota; Metazoa; Chordata; Aves; Passeriformes; Cisticolidae. The transcript has 2 exons.
GAAGAGGAAAAAAAAAAAAGGAAGAAAAAACGGGAGCAGUUCCGGGGCAGUCCCAGGGCGGUGUCUGCUGUCACUGCCGCUUUCUCGGCGGGCGAUUCCAAGGCGCUGUCGGGCUCGCUGCCGGCCCCUCUGCGGGCGGGCGGCCGGGAUGCGAUGGCGCUGUGCCCGGAGCUGGAGCGCUCGCUGUCGCUGCUGCAGCCGGGCGCCGGCCAGGCCGAGCAGCAGCAGCAGCAGGAGCGGCGGGUGGACGUGGCCCCCACGCCCAUGGUGUUCAUGUGCGCCGGCUGCAGGCGCCCCAUGGGCAACACCUGCACCUGGGGUUCAGUGCCGAGGACAGCAGCCCCAUCCUGCUGCGCAGUGAGUACCAGCGCUGCCAUCCCCACGUCGCCGCGGUCGCUGCCACCGUGCCUCCUUCCCUGCCUCCCGCCGCAGCUGCGGCCGCCAGCGUCACCGCGGACCCGGGGCGGAAGGGCUCUGAGCUCCCCGGAGAGUGCGGAUGGUGAGGGCCGGGCCUGGCUGGACACAGUCCUGGGGGAGUUGGAGGUUCCCGGUGCUGGGGACAAGCCCGGCAAAGGGCCCGGAGCGCUCAUGUGGCCCGAGAGCCCCUGGAGCACUUAUCUGGGGUGGGCUGUACAAGCCGCAUAUGGCCUAAGGGAGAGGGAUUUCUCACAAGGACAUGUAGUGAUGGACAAGGGAGGCAGCUUUAGAUUUAAUGUCAGGAAGAAAUUUUUCCCUGCGAGGGUGGUGAGGCCGUGGCACAGGUUCCCCAGAGAAGCUGUGGCUGCCCCUGUGUCCCUGGAAGUGCCCAAGGCCAGGUUGGACGGGGCUUGGAAUACCCUGGGAUAGUGGAAGCUGUCCCUGCCCAAGGCCGGGGGUGGAAUGGGGUGAGCUUGAAGGCCCCUUCCACAAUUCAGCGAUUCUGAUGGUCUUGCUGAGGUCAGCCAGCCUGAGGAGCUGAUGCAAAUUCAGGCUAAAAGAUGAGUGCUCAUCAUUUAUACUCUGUAAAGCAUGAAUGAAAGUUUAAAAUAAUUCUAAUGCAUGAUUUUUUUUUAUUUUUAAGAAAAGGGAUGGGGAGAAGUGCCUCCUUUUAUUUUCUUCUGAAUAAAUGUUAUUCCUUGCUUGCAGCAUGGUAGAAACCCUAUUCUGCUCUGGCUGCUCCAGGACCCUUGGCAGCAGAUACAGGCACGCCUCAAGGCAUCUCGACUACAAGAGAGAUUUGUUCUGCGUCUGUACUGACUCUGUUGAAAGGUAGGAAGAGUUGGGAGCGAACAGUCUGAGGAAGUGGACUGUGGAAGCUGAAGGUUGUCCGGCCAAAGCUGAGUGUGUGGCUCUGACACUGACCAAGGCUGGAAAGAGUUACUGUGUAGACAGUGAAUGUUAGAGCCAGGUGAGCUUUCACAGGAUGAAAGGAGCAAGGAGAGAAUCGAAUGGAAAGAAUUGCUGAGAUCAGGUUUGAGCCCUUUCUUUGGGUUUGGGAUUUGUUUGGGGUUUUUUUGUUACCUAAUGAAGUAAACAUUCCUCUAGGAAUGGAAGAUCAAAGGUUACAAUUUUCUUGUUGUAUUAAUUGAAAGACAGUUGUUGCAAUUAUUGUACAGUUCUGUAACCCCAGCCCUUGUUACCUUACCAGUUUUAAGUUAUUUUACAGCUCUCAGACCCUAAUUCCUGUUCCCCUGCCGUCCCCUUCCUGCGUUGCCUCCGCUGCUCCCCACCAGAAGCCACAGACUCCACCUUCAUUGCUGCCACUCCGUCUCCAUAGUUACAGGCCCUGCCUUUGCUGCUGCUACUUCGGUGGAUACUUCAUCACCAUGGUUACCCUUCAUAACUUGUCAUACAAUUGCUGGCUCCACCUUGAAUGUAAAGACCUCACAGCUCCCAGAAGACAUUGCUCUACCCGGAAGUCCAGUAGAGGUGAAUAGACCUCCUGGGCAGCUGACCAACGCCAAGUGAGAGCUUGCGGGGAGCACCACGGAGCUAAG